AAGACGCGCAAAAGAGGAAGAAGACGAGGAAGGAGAGUAGAGGCAACAGAAUGGAAACAUCAUCAUUUGAGAGAUGGAAAUUCGGCCACUACUUCGAACUUGUAGAAAGAAAAGAAAAGAAAAGAAAAGAAUUUGACUGUGAAAUGUAAGUUGUGCCCGGGGCAGAAGCAGCUAUCCACCGCUGCCAACACAACCUCUAACCUGACCAAGCACCUGCAGGUUCAUGGUAGCAUGAAGCUAAUGGCUGCUAAAGAUCAGACCGAGACUGCUGAAGAGAAGAUGCUGGGUCCGACACCACCAAAACAGGCAAGGCUUGACUUUGAGCAAAAAUAUGCAACAAAAGCGGAGAUAGAUAGGCUUGUAGCCGCAUAUAUUGUGGAGGAAAUGUUGCCUGUUUCCACGGUGGAAUCAAAACUUACUGAGCAACAUACACAUAGCACGGAGCGGACGCCCGCCAUCAGACAGGAAAACCUUCACAAGCUACCUGGACCAGUGUUAUGUUAAGAUGGAAACUAGCUAAAGAAAACAUUUGAGAGCUUAGAAUCUGUAUCAACUACUGCUGACAUUUGGACUUGCCACAAUAAAAGCUUUUUAGGUAUGACAGCCCACUGGAUUAACCCGAGCGUGAGAAAGCUGCAGUUGCCUGCACAAGAAUAAAAGGACGACACACGUACGACGUUAUAGGCAGUGAAAUUGAACAGGUUCACUCAAAGUUUGGUCUGUCACACAAGGUGACCGCUACUGUAACUGACAAUGGGUCAAAUUUUAUUAAAGCGUUCAAGAUGUAUGAGCCUGGACCGUCAGAUUCACACGAGGAGGGCGGUGGAGAUAAAGAUGUGGUGUUCACAGAUGUUGAAGAAGUCCUCUCCAGUGGGACAGUAUUCCCUACCCCCUCACUUGAGAUGUGCAUCGCACACACUGAACGUGAUUUCUACUAAUGAUGUUGACAAAUGGCUGACAGCGAACCCUGAGUCCAGAUCAGUGUACAGAAGGGCAACUGGGAAGUGCUCUGCCCUCUGGACUAAGACCAGCCGUUCUACUGUGGCCUUUGAGCUUGUUGAGGAUAAAUGUAAAAGAAAACUCAAGGUGCCGACAACAACGAGAUGGAACUCAUUCCAUGAUGCCUUGUCCCGCAUCACUGACAUUCCCAUCCCAGAGUUGAACUCCCUCUGCAGUCCACUAGAAAUUAAAGCCUUCACUGAACGGGAGUAUCAGUUUCUUAAGGAAUACUGCACAGUUAUGAAACCACUCACUGUGGCUUUGGACAUACUGCAAGGUGAAGAUAUCUGCUACUAUGGGAGUCUCCUGCCAACGCUGGAGAUUUUGAUGUCAAACACACGGGCACUGCAAAACGGGCUCUCUGGGAUGACACUGGGGCUGCCUAAUGUCAUAUUACAGGCCAUCAAGACUCGAUUUGCAUCGGUGUUGGACAGCAAGAUGCUCUACUCCGUGACACUGCCAAAGUUUAAAGUGCGGUGGCUGAAAGAAGAGGGGGGGAAAGAUGCUUUAAAGACUCCUCCUCAUGAGGUAUAA
This is a messenger RNA of Dicentrarchus labrax (European seabass), 1533 nucleotides long. RefSeq lists its product as uncharacterized. The record is from RefSeq and is a predicted model, not a curated record. The coding region runs from base 754 to 1533 and encodes 259 amino acids. Lineage: Eukaryota; Metazoa; Chordata; Actinopteri; Moronidae. The transcript has 2 exons.